UUCGCCACUGCUCCAACCAGGUGGUGGGAGUCGGGACGCUGGAAAGCGACUCCGAGAAGAGGGUACUCGUCCACGGCGGCCGCCGCCACAGCGACUCGCGGGGAGUAGCAGCCGAAGACGGCGGCCGCCGCACUGGCCCUCACGCGUGGAGGAUAAACAGCCGACACGACCAUCGCGGCAGCCAGUCAAGGGAAAGAGGUAGCGAAGACGGGGAAAAAAUCCGUGGAAACGACGACCACUGCUGCAGCGUCUCUACGGCCAGAGUAAGUGAGGACGUCAGCUUCUCCCGCAGGCACUCGAGAAGGGUCAGUGAAGACCUGGGCCACCGCCGCAGUGGUUUUCCGGACAGAGUUAAGGGAGAUGGUGGCGGCCACGGUCACAGCAGUUCCUGGGACAGACUAAGGCUUGGAUACCAGGGCUUUCGCAGCAGCAUCGUCAGUUUAAGUGAAGUCGACGGCCACCAAACUAGUGACUCGGUGGGAACGGUCAGAGAAGACCGCAGCCUCCGCCUCGGUGGUACUUGGGAGGAAGUCAGGGAAGUCGGCGGCCGCGGAACCAGCCACUCGGGGGAGAGGGGCAGUGACGACCGCAGCCGCCACCUCACUGGCUCUUGGGAGGGAGGGAGUGUCGAUGGCGGCCACAGCCUCAGUAGUUCGUGGGAGGGAGUAAGUGAAGACGGCGGCUACACGGCCAGCGCAUCCUCCGCGGUGAGCGUCAGCCGAGAUUCCAGCCCCCACCUCAGUGGCUUCUGGGAGAGAGAAAGUGAAGACGGAGGUUCUGGCUGCAGGGGCUCUGGGCAGAGAGCAAGGGAGGACGGCGGCCCUGGCCGGAGUGAAGACGAAGACGGCCGCGGCAGUGGCUCGUGGGUGACGGCAAGUGAAGACCGCGGCAGCAGCGGGGGCCUGGAUUCAACUCCUCCUGGGAGCCCGAGAGAUCGCACCAUGCCCGGGGUGCCCCAUUCAGGCCCCUCCACCUCCUCUACGGAGACGGCAACCUCUUUAGGUGGCAGGAAGAAGGUACAUUUUGGGAGCAUACAUGAUGCAGUGCGAGCUGGAGAUGUAAAGCAGCUUUCAGAAAUGGUAGAACGUGGAGCCAGAAUUAAUGAAGUUGACAUUCUCCAUAAAUUUACCCCUUUACAUUGGGCAGCACAUUCUGGAAGUUUGGAGUGUCUUCAUUGGCUCCUCUGGCAUGGAGCUGAUAUUACACAAGUAACUACGAGAGGUUGGACAGCAGCUCAUAUAACUGCAAUCAGGGGUCACGAUGCUUGCAUGCAGGCUCUUAUAAUCAAUGGAGCAAAUCUGGCAGCUCAAGAUGACUGGGGUUGCACUCCUUUGCACUUUGCUGCAACACACGGACAUUCUUUCACCUUACAAAUAAUGCUUCGAAGUGGAGUGGACCCCAGCGUGACUGAUAAGAGAGAAUGGAAACCUGUGCAUUAUGCAGCUUUUCAUGGACGGCUUGGCUGUUUGCAACUUCUAGUUAAAUGGGGAUGUGGCAUAGAAGAUGUAGACUGCAAUGGAAACCUUCCAGUUCACUUAGCAGCCAUGGAAGGCCACCUUUACUGUUUUAAAUUUCUGCUCAAUAGAAUGAGCAGUGCAACACAAGCAUUAAAAGCCUUCAAUGAUAACGGAGAAAAUGUACUGGACUUGGCCCAGAGGUUCUUUAAGCAGAACAUUUUACAGUUUAUCCAGGGGGCUGCGUAUGAAAGAGAUGAUCCAGAAGAUCAAGAAACUUUGGCAUUUCCGGGUCAUGUGGCUGCCUUUAAGGGUGAUUUGGAAAUGCUUAAGAAAUUAGUAGAAGAUGGAGUAAUCAAUAUUAAUGAACGUGAUAAUAACGGAUCAACUCCUAUGCAUAAAGCUGCUGGACAAGGCCACAUAGAGUGUUUGCAGUGGCUAAUUAAAGUGGGAGCAGAUAGCAAUAUUACCAACAAAGCAGGAGAGAAACCCAGUGAUGUGGCUAAGAGGUUUGCUCGUUUAGCAGCAGUAAAGCUAUUGGAGGGGCUACAGAAAUAUGAUCCAGAUGAUGAGAAUGAAAUCGAUGAAAAUGAUAUGAAGUUUUUUAUAAGACAUGGUGUUGAGGGAAGCACUGAUGCCAGGGAUGAUUUAUGUCUUAAUGAGUCGGAUAAAACAGAUGCCAGAAUCAGAGCUUAUAAGAAAAUUGUAGAAUUGAGACACCUCCUGGAAAUUGCUGAGAGCAACUAUAAACACUUGGGAGGGAUAACAGAAGAAGAUCUAAAGCAGAAGAAAGAACGACUCGAGUCUGAAAAAACUAUCCAAGAGCUGCAGAGCCAGCUGGAAUAUGAACGAGUACGUCGAGAAAAAUUAGAAUGUCAGCUGGAUGAGUAUCGAGCAGAGGUGGAUCAACUCAGGGAGACCCUGGAAAAUAUUCAGGUCCCCAACUUUGUGGCUGUGGAAGAUGACUGUUCUUGUGAGUCAAGCAAAGAGAAGAGGGGAGUGAAGAAAAAAGUGUCUUCUGGGGGAGUUUUUGUGAGAAGAUAAGCGUCUUACUGGCAACAUCUCAACAUCUCAGAUAUUACAGGGGCCAGUGGAUCCACUCAUGACAUUAACUUCCUGCUGAGAGUAUGGGAUUCAGAUUUCCUAAAAGGCAGUAACAAGAGCAGUAAUGGAUAAGGAGGGAGAAAGAAAAUGCUUUCAGAACUGUUGGUCGCAAAUCCUCAAAGAAAAAAGAAAAGAUAGCUUAGGAAAGAUAUUUUUCUAAACAAUGACUUGCUAAUUUCUUUUGCCACUGCCAUUAGGUCUAUUGGAGUCAGCCUUGUAUAUGUAUCUACUACUAACUGAAAGCUUUCUGGAGAUCGUGACCGUCUUCAAACUGAGGAUAAAAAGGAUUUUAUUUAUUUAAGAAUUUUUAUAAUUUAUUUGAGCCAGAGGAUAUGUCUGGAAACAAUCUCUCAACACACUGAGAAAAAUGCUUCCAAAAGGAUUUUAUUUUUAAAACUAAGAUAUUGAUUCUUUAGGUAAAUACUCUAGAGAAAGCUGAGUGGAAGCUAUUCCUAACCCGUUGCUUUGAGAUCUAUUUUGAAAGUGGGAAUGAACACUCCAAACGGGGAUGUUUGGAAAUUUCCCGAGCAUUACCAUUGAACUAAUCUCCAGUUCCUGAGACUUUGCUGGAAUAGGGGUUUUCAAAACCUGUUGUAGCCUUAGAACCCUUUCUUCAAAAGACUCUUUAGCAGAAGCCCAAUGUUUUAAAUAAGAGCUGAGCCAUUCAAGUUGAAGAGAUGACGUAUGUGCAUCACUGAGGGCUGGGGGCUCUGUCUUUGCUCCAGAGUUACUGCCACUUCAACACAAUUAGUGGCUGCCCAGAAAACCACUGAUGGUAUAAAUCAGCAAUUUUAUUUUGGACAAUUCAAUAGUAUGAAAAACUUAAAAUGUGCAUGUCUUUUUGACCUAAAAGUUUAGAUGUGCAAAGCAAUUUAUUAUACCGAAAUACUAGCAUGAGGGCACAAAGAGGUGUGUGACUGUGUGUGUGUGUGUGUGUGUGUGUGUGUGUUUACUCAAAUACAAACAUAUGGCUGUUCAGAGCACUAUUGUUUUUAAUAAUGAAAAAUUGUAAGCAGAAGGUCAGUAGAGUUUUAGAUAAAUAAAUUAUGGCAAUUUCAUGCAAUGGAGUACUAUGCUUUCUAGUAAAAAGAUGUCUAUUGAUAUGGAAAGAUUCAAGACACUUAAAUUUUUAAAAGGUGUAAUCUGUACAGUAUGAUCUAGUUAUUACUUUAAAAAUUUGUAAUGUUUAUAUAAAGAAGAAAAAGCUUAGAAAGAUACAUAUUACUAAUAGAAAAUACCUACAAGGAGGGAGUGGAAGGCUUUUACUUUUAUUAUUUUUGAAUUAUAUGAAAAAUUUAUAAUGAAAAUAUAUUACUUUAAAAAAAAGAAAAGAAAAAAGUACUACUUGGCUAGGGCCUUCCUCCUACUCCUUGGUACCCUGUAAUUGAGUCAGGGCACAUGGUACUACAGUGCUCAGUACAGGACAAACAGUCUAAUUUUAGGGUAGUAUCUGUGCUCAGGCAGUUGGAUUCAAGGUAGGAGGUAAUUUUUUCCCCCUUUGCUUGCUAUUUCUAGUGACCUCUAUCUAUUUUAGUUCGUUUUCCCUGUAAGGGAAAGGACUUCCCUGUAAGUCCACUGAAAUCCUUAUGGAAGAGCACAGGAAUAGAAAUAAAAGUUUCAUUUUUUUCAUUGUAGAAUACUCAGUUUAUCUUUGCAUCGUUUUUUACUUGUGUUUAUAUAUUUCUUUGAUAUCCAUAAGCUUUUCCUGUUAGUAAGUUGCAGAGUUGCCUGUUAAACUUAUAUCCUAAACUUGUUGUCUUUUAAACUUAGAUUCUUCACACACUGCAGGGCACCAAGCAAUAAAAACCUAUUACAGCUCCUCCGUUUUUUCUUCUGUGCCAGCCAUGGUUACUUUGGGAGGUAGGAGCUGACAGGUCUGAAAAUAUUAUAGUAAGUAUUUUCUCUGACA
Messenger RNA from Rhinolophus ferrumequinum (greater horseshoe bat), 4467 nucleotides. RefSeq names its product ankyrin repeat domain 42 (gene ANKRD42). The record is from RefSeq and is a predicted model, not a curated record. The coding region runs from base 942 to 2498 and encodes 518 amino acids. Gene Ontology annotation, molecular function: protein binding. NCBI's taxonomy places the organism in Eukaryota, Metazoa, Chordata, Mammalia, Chiroptera, Rhinolophidae. The transcript is spliced from 13 exons.